AUGUCUUUCCAGCCCAUCAAUCCUAAACCCUAUCUGCAGUCGCUUGUCGGCAAGCCUGUGGUGAUAAAGCUGAAGUUCAACAAUAUAGAGUACCACGGAAAGCUGCUCUCUAUCGACAAUUACAUGAAUCUUUUGCUGGACAAAGACGUCAAGGAGAUCGACACCGCCGCCGAAACGAGCACGGAACUUGGUGAUGAACUGUUUGUGCGGUGCAACAACGUUUUGUGGGUAGGCGAGAAACAGGACAACGAGCAGGCAGAGUGA
Molecule: messenger RNA, 264 nt
Organism: Ogataea parapolymorpha DL-1
Lineage: Eukaryota; Fungi; Ascomycota; Pichiomycetes; Pichiales; Pichiaceae
Product: Small nuclear ribonucleoprotein F
Exons: 1
Coding region: 1-264 (87 amino acids)
Biological process (GO): mRNA splicing, via spliceosome
Cellular component (GO): catalytic step 2 spliceosome; U1 snRNP
Molecular function (GO): RNA binding
Source: RefSeq, a predicted model, not a curated record